AUGGGCAAUUACAUCAACAACAACCCACAGCUCUUCAAUCAACUCACUUCCCUACCAGGCAGUCUCCACCCCUACACGGGCUCCCUCGCAACCAAGGCCGUGAACGGGACACUGGUCUGCGAGACUCCCGAAUGUUCGAUGGCAGCUGCUUUGAUCCGCGCCAACAUGGACGUGACAGUGAACCCAUGUUACGACUUCUAUACAUUCGCUUGCGGAGGCUUCCUCGACAGACACCCCGCUCCUCCUGAUUGGAAUACAUUUGCCGAUGCGGGUAGCCUUCUCGAUGAGCGCCUCACGCUGCUGCUGGAGACGCCAGCCGCCGCUUCCGACCCGCCCCCGCUGUUCAUGCUCAGGAGGGCGUACAAUGCCUGCAUGGACACGGACGGCAUGGACUCGCUGGGCUUGGCCCCUCUAUGGGGAGCGUUGCAAGGCAUCGGAGGCUGGCCCAUGGUUGACCCCGCAUGGGAUCCUGCUUCGUACUCCACCGAAGCCUCCUUGGCUUCUCUGCGUGACCUCUUCAUCACGCCUAUGUUCGGCAUGGCCAUCUCUGCCGACGUAUUCAACACCUCACACUUCAUGAUUUAUGUGGGCGAAGGUUCUCCGGGCAUCAACUAGACCGUCCUCGCCAAUCCGAUAAUUUUCUCUGGAAU
This is a messenger RNA of Hyalella azteca, 650 nucleotides long. RefSeq names its product neprilysin-1-like. Gene Ontology annotation, biological process: protein processing. The coding region runs from base 1 to 615 and encodes 204 amino acids. Gene Ontology annotation, molecular function: metalloendopeptidase activity. The transcript is spliced from 6 exons. Gene Ontology annotation, cellular component: plasma membrane. Lineage: Eukaryota; Metazoa; Arthropoda; Malacostraca; Amphipoda; Hyalellidae. The record is from RefSeq and is a predicted model, not a curated record.